AUGAAACGUGUUUUGCUCGCCAAGUUCCUUUUAUGGACUGGCUUCGCUGCUAGCUAUGCUGUCGGAUCCACCGAGUCAAUUGAUCGACGAGCUGUCCAAGAUUCCAACCAAAAGACAGCAAUACCGAGCCGUGAUGGUCUUCGAUUCGUCAUCGACGGUCACGCAGACUACUUUGCCGGCAGCAACUCUUAUUGGAUCCCUUUCCUCAAGAGUAACUCUGACGUGGACAUGGUCAUGAGCCAUCUCAAACAAUCCGGCCUCAAGGUGCUCCGUGUCUGGGGAUUCAACGAUGUCAACGAAAUCCCCACAGAUGGCCGUGUCUGGUUCCAUCACAUCCAAAAUGGAGCAUCGGUAAUCAACGAGGGAGCCGAUGGCCUACAGCGUCUGGACUAUGUUGUAAAGUCUGCCGAAGCGCAUAAUGUUAAGCUCAUCGUCAACUUUGUCAAUAACUGGGGCGAUUAUGGCGGUAUUGCUGCUUACAAUACGGCCUUUGGCGGCAACGCAACGUCCUGGUACACGGAUAAGGCGUCGCAAAAGUCUUACCGUGAUUACAUCAAGGCCGUUAUCUCUCGGUACAAGGGAUCGUCGGCUAUCUUUGCUUGGGAGCUUGCCAAUGAGCCUCGUUGCCGUGGAUGUGAUACCAGUGUGAUCUAUAACUGGGCAAAGAGCACCAGCGCCUUUAUCAAGUCCCUUGAGCCCGCCCGAAUGGUUUGCAUUGGAGAUGAGGGAAUGGGUCUCACCACCCAGUCGGAUGGCAGCUAUCCAUUCACUUAUUACGAGGGAGUGGAUUUCGAGAAGAACCUCCAAAUCCCCACCAUCGACUUUGGCACACUUCACCUGUAUCCCAGCCAGUGGAGUGAGCAAGAUCCCUGGGGCAACCUCUGGAUUAAAGCCCACGGUGCCGCUUGUGUCAAGGCCGGAAAGCCAUGCUUGUUGGAGGAGUAUGGCUCCCUUGCGCUUGCAGCAUCUGAAGCUUCGUGGCAGCAGACUGCGUUGAAGUCAAAAGGAAUUGCGGGUGAUACUUUCUGGCAAUAUGGAGACAACCUAUCCUCUGGCCCCUCGCCUAAUGACGGAUACACCGUCUACCGUGGAACUGCUAACUAUACCAUCCUGGUGACUGACCAUGUGAAGGACGUCAAGAAAUUGAAUAGUCACUAG
Messenger RNA from Penicillium subrubescens, 1158 nucleotides. RefSeq names its product glycoside hydrolase 5 family protein. The transcript is spliced from 4 exons. NCBI's taxonomy places the organism in Eukaryota, Fungi, Ascomycota, Eurotiomycetes, Eurotiales, Aspergillaceae. Bases 1 to 1158 code for a protein of 385 amino acids. The record is from RefSeq and is a predicted model, not a curated record. Gene Ontology annotation, molecular function: hydrolase activity, hydrolyzing O-glycosyl compounds.